Kockovaella imperatae is the source of this 1920-nucleotide messenger RNA. Its product is annotated as kinase-like domain-containing protein. The transcript has 9 exons. Gene Ontology annotation, molecular function: ATP binding; calcium/calmodulin-dependent protein kinase activity. The record is from RefSeq and is a predicted model, not a curated record. The coding region runs from base 403 to 1809 and encodes 468 amino acids. NCBI's taxonomy places the organism in Eukaryota, Fungi, Basidiomycota, Tremellomycetes, Tremellales, Cuniculitremaceae. Gene Ontology annotation, biological process: cellular response to oxidative stress; protein phosphorylation.
AUUGUGCCGGUUCGGUCUCGGGAAUUAGGUGGAACGCAUGUCCCGCACCAAUCCUUCAGAUCCCAUACUACUUUUAUAUCUCUUGUCUCUUGUCAAUACUUCCAGUCUGUUCAUCUUCAACGACACAGCUGCUGUGGCAUGAUGUGUGAUAUCUAAGUAACAUCCAACGUCUCAUCUCGGCAAGUGAAUCUGCAUCGGUUCAGCCGGUCGCCACCUUGAUCUCUGUCGACUCGCCUCGAGGACCUGUGCUAAGGUUGCAGUCAAGGUCGGAGAGGAGAGUGAUCUCUAUCUCUAUCUGAUUCAUCAUCCAGGCCCCCGCCCGUCUCUGAAAAUUUGACUGCGUUCAUAUUGCGAAUCGCCAACCCGCCCUUCGGCCUUCCAGUCCUUGCCCCUUCAUCCACCAUGGGUCUCAGAUCCGAUAUGAGGAAUCAUCUCUUACCUCAGCCUCCAUCAUUCAAGAAGAAGAAAGAAUACUCUCUGGAGCAGGUUCUAGGUCGAGGAGGCUUUGGAAAAGUUGUACAGGCCAACUGGAGUCCACCAGGAGGCGAGAAGAAGCAAGUCGCGUUGAAGGUGAUAUCAAAACGACUGCUACGUGAGGGAUCGACGAACGUCAUGGAUGAGAUCAACGUGUUGAAAGAUCUGGAUCAUCCGAAUAUCGUUCACGUUUGGGAUCACUUUGAAUCGAGAGACAAAUACUACAUCGCUUUCGAGCUUGCGGUUGGAGGUGAACUCUUUGAUAGAAUCCAGGAAAAGGGCAAGUUUACGGAGAAGAACGCCGUAGACUGUAUCAAGCAAGUCCUCUCCGCCACUGCCUAUCUCCACGCGCACAACAUUGUCCACAGAGAUCUCAAACCAGAGAACAUUCUGUACAAAACCCGAUCUGAACACUCGCCUAUCGUCAUUGCAGAUUUUGGAAUCGCAAAGCAUCUCGAGACACCAGAUGAGAUGAUUGACGAUCUCGCCGGGAGUCUGGGGUAUGCAGCCCCCGAAGUUUUGAAAGGAACGGGGCACGGCUUCAAAGUUGACAGUUGGAGUAUAGGAGUCAUUGCGUACACUCUUCUCUGUGGAUAUUCUCCUUGGAGGGCAGAGGAUAGGUCUGAACUUGUCGAGGAAACCACCCGAGGGAAAAUUACCUUCCACGAGAGAUUCUGGAAAAAGGUCUCUGCAUCAGCUAAGGACUUUAUCCGGCAGCUGUUGAAAGUCGACCCGAAGGAACGCUGUUCCCCUUCAGAAGCCUUACAACAUCCUUGGAUCACGUCCACCGAAGCGACCGAGCAUGAUCUUGUACCUGCCAUUAGGGAGAAUUUCAACGCUCGAGCCAAAUGGGGCAAGGCCUUAAAGGUUAUCAACGCCUCGAAUCGUAUGCGUGCACUUACCCCUUCGAGUACUGCUUCCACCUUAUCCGGCCUAUCUUCACCCACCCUAUCAAGCAUGCCCAGCCCAGCCGAUGCCACUACUUCCAGCACGACCAUCUCAAAUAUACAGUCCUCACCUACGAUUCACUCUCCCACUACGAUGGAAUCUAGCCCACCCAAUACUCUAGAACAUCGAGGCGGCGAAGGACGAGCUAGCUCUAUGGCUAUACCCAAAGUCGUUCGACCGGGAUCAGAUACGGACGACGACAAUCAGGUAGACGAUGAUGCCAAUGACAGUCUGCGGGGUUCCUAUGUGACGGCCUCGGAGGGUGGUCCGCCGACACCAUCCAGAUCGAGAGAAGAGGUAGAUGAAGUGGUCGGACAGCCUGUGGAGGCUGUGGCUGGCGGAUACGGGCUCAAGGGUCUGAUGGGCAAGCUAGGUCUCUCGUCAUGACCCGCUGGCUUCAGCAGCCAUCGGGUCCUGUGUAAAAGCGGGAGGAGCACAUCUUACCAUAAAUCGUUCGGGCCCUGAGCCAUGUUGUAUGAAACUCUACUUGUGAUCCGC